GAUGCUUGAGUCCAAAAUGGUGGAGAGCAUUUAUCUAAUAAACAAAUGCAGGCUAUUAUUGCAAAGUUGUCAUCUAUGUCUAACACAGUUCUGAGGUAUUUGCAGUCGUUUUGAGGAAUUAAAACCUUAUUAUCUUUUACAGUUUUAAGGUAAAACGCCACUGGCAAUAUAAUCAAUUUGGAAAUGUAACGUUUAUUGAUCAACGUGUAUUUAUUUAAAUCUGGUGAUGGCACACUUUGAAAUCCAUUCCAAUAAAACAAAAUGCAAUUAAUGGAUAUACAAGGCAUUUCCAUGUUUGUCUUUUAUUAGCUGUCCGUGUGAGAGCGAUCGCUUUAUAUCUCCUCGCACCCCGAUCUCCCUCUGCGUGCCCUUCAACUUUUGACAUCCAAAUCUACUUGGAUUAUAAAAGCUUAUUAUGAAAUACCUCGCUUGAGUUAAAAGGCAAGCGUCUCCUGGUCCCGGUUGUUGUUCCUCCAGGAUUAUUUACAAGGAGAAGUCCUGAGGAUGGAGUAUCCCCGUACAGCAUCACACAGGCUGUACUAGAUCAUACCGGACACUAAUUUGAUUUAGAGAUUCCUGCGUCUGGAACCUGAAUCAGAGCAACAAAAGAUAUAUGCAAGAUUAAAACAAUUCGUGGUAGAUUUUGACAUCAGCACAAUUGCCUCAGCUAAGGACGUCCUCGAGCUUAAUGGGAUAUGUAUUGAUGAUUUUGUCGAUGAUUUGCACAUUCAAUCUUGGAGCAAAUGAAAGGGUGGGACAACGCCAUUGACUGUGACAAGCAUGUGUGCAGCAUGAUUUAUCUCUGUUUGUCUAGUUUUAUCUUCAACAAUCUAUCUCGACAUAACAUUGUCUGAACCACAGACGUUCCGUUGAAGGGGGGCUAUUGCAGUCUUUUUUUGCGAGAUUGAAUAAUUGUGUUAUGUUUUUAUAUUUAACGAGGGCUAAAAGGAUACAUGGGAUUUCCAUCUGUGAAUGGUUAUCGCUGCCUAAAAAGUGCUUUGAAAUCACGCACUCGUGCAUACUGAAUUAUGUGUGAAAUCUAUUUCGUGUAGCUGCAUGGUCUGUUAAUUAAACGUUGUUGUGUUUUUUUCUUCUAAUUGAGCAAACCUCCUGAGCCUGAGAUGUAAAAACUAGAUUUUGCCCCUGGCACACCCCCCAAGAUAAUUAGCCAACCAUCACAGCCUACCUUACUAUGUUCUGCAAGUCUGUCUCCUGCUGCACUAUAAUAAUAGAUGGGAAGUGAAACAUGUUAGAGGGGAAGCCAAUGGAGGCUUAUUGAAGCUGUCAAAGAUCACCUCGUCUCUCAGUAGCCAUUUUUUCUGGAUUGGACCGCAUUUACUAAUCAAAGCCAUAAUGUUGACGAGGCUUUUCAGUGACCCAUCGCUGCUCCCCGAUGUGCAGAAAUACUCGGGCUGGGCGGAGGACAGCGAUGAGGAGGGUUCAAAAAUGAAAGAUGAUGAUCAGGACAUCCAGGACGACGAGGGAUCAGAGCUGAGAGGAAGCAGCCGAACUCACUCCGAGCAUGCCGGGGAAGACGAUGAGGACGACGACGACGACGAGGUAGAGGAAGAGGAAGACGAAGAAGGGAUAGAGGGGGACAUGCCCAAGAAAAGAGGGCCCAAAAAACGAAAAAUGACCCCGGCCCGUGUCGAGCGCACCAAGGUGAGGCGGACAAAGGCCAACGCACGGGAGAGGACCCGAAUGCACGACCUGAACUCUGCACUUGACAAUCUGCGCAAAGUGGUUCCCUGCUACUCCAAAACGCAAAAACUUUCAAAAAUUGAGACACUGCGUUUGGCCAAAAACUAUAUCUGGGCUUUAUCGGAGAUAUUGCGUUCUGGAAAAAGGCCCGACGUUGUGGCCUACGUCCAGACGCUGUGCAAGGGACUCUCCCAGCCCACGACCAACCUGGUAGCGGGGUGCCUGCAGCUAAACUCCCGUAACUUCCUAACCGAGCAGCAGUGUCCGGACGGGAGCCGGUACGCUUCCGGCUCCUUCUCCAUGCACUCCUACCCCUACCAGUGUGCGCGUCUCUCCAGCCCCCACUGCCAGCCGGGCUCGGGCUCGGGCUCGACCUCGAACUCGCAUCCACUGAGGACGCAGGGCUACUCGACUUACGACUCGGUGUACGGUGGGAGCGGAUCCCCGGAGUACAACAGCCCUGAAUAUGAGGCGCCCCUCAGCCCGCCUCUGUGCGUUAAUAAUGGCAACUUUUCCCUGAAGCAACAAGGCUCUGCGUCGCCCGAGAACGAGAAGGGGUACCACUACUCUAUGCAUUACUCCGGCCUGCCUGGCUCCAGACCCCCCGGGCCCCACAACCUAGUGUUUGGCUCUUCUGGAGCCCGGAGCGGCAUUCAUUCUGAAAACGUCGUGCCUUACCACGACAUGCACUUACAUCACGAACGUGCUCCGGUGUAUGACGAACUGAACGCGUUUUUUCACAAUUAAAAUUAGAAGCCCACCGUGCAGCACCUGCAAUCAACAAUCUAACCACGGCACACUUUUCUAACAAGCUUACCCGCCAGGAUCCAGGCAUUCUGGAGAGAUGUUUCACUUGUUGUCAUUAGUAUUUUCCUUUUAUUUCUCCCGUCUUUACUAUUUCUUAAGCUAUAGUCAGAGAUGUAGUGGAAGAUCAUCCACCUAAACCACCACCUGAUUCUGUACAACAGCUUAAAUCAAGCUGAAAUAAAUCUCUAAAAGGAAAUUUGCUGAGCAAAUCAUAUUAAGACCAAGAUGAUAUGGGAUGUUUCCAAAAUGUUAAUGUUUCUUAAAGUGUAACUUGUGCGUGUAUCGGUGGUUGUUUGCAUUUUGAUGACUGAAAGUGUACCCACUUAUUUAUUUACCACUACAUCACUGGCUACAGCUACCUUGACAUUGGCGGUGACUUUCUAUUAUAAAAUCAAAAGAAGUCAAUGAACAACAAAAUGCAAAUCGUCUGUACGUGCGAGAUUUGGUUUUUGGAAAUAGUGAAAUAUAUAGAAAUGCAGUUUAAUGCUGAACUGAUUUAAAAAAGUGCUGUUUGUGUUGUGUAAGAAGAGCCUGCAGCAAAUCACUCAUUUCGCAUCUAUGCAAAAGCCAACGAGACCACAGAGCAAGGCAACAAGGCCCAAACAGAUACUGUACACACACACACACACACACACACACACACACACACACACACACACACACACACACACACCACACACACACACACACACACACACACACACACCACACACACACACACACACACACACACACACACACACACACACACACACACACACACCAAUUUUGCCAAUGGCUGGGCUGGUCAUAAUCGUUCGGUUUCUAAAAAAAAAAAUCUAAAUCAAACAUGUAUUUUAUAAUUGUAUUCACUCUAAUUUAUUCAUAUUAGCCGUAUUCUUCUUCUUGAGCCAUUGCACCAUAUUUUGGUUUCAAAUCAACAUUUUGGUUAAACCUUUUCGUUUUGAUUUGCAGUGCUAUGUUGAAAUAUGAUUACUAUUAUUAUCAUUAUUAUUAUUGCACGUAUUUAUUGUGUUGUUUCUUUGUAAUUAAAGGUAAUAGUCAAUGGAACUGAAGGGAUCCUAUGUGUUGCUAAGCAUUUUUUCAUAAAAUUCAAGUCAACUUUGUAUUCAACCAACUGUGUGGUAAAAUAAAACAAGAAUAAAUGAGACUGUGCAUCUUGA
Gymnodraco acuticeps is the source of this 3671-nucleotide messenger RNA. RefSeq names its product neurogenic differentiation factor 2-like. The transcript has 2 exons. The record is from RefSeq and is a predicted model, not a curated record. Gene Ontology annotation, molecular function: protein dimerization activity. Lineage: Eukaryota; Metazoa; Chordata; Actinopteri; Perciformes; Bathydraconidae. Bases 1354 to 2448 code for a protein of 364 amino acids. Gene Ontology annotation, biological process: nervous system development; regulation of DNA-templated transcription.